This is a messenger RNA of Linum tenue, 4358 nucleotides long. NCBI's taxonomy places the organism in Eukaryota, Viridiplantae, Streptophyta, Magnoliopsida, Malpighiales, Linaceae. The record is from the annotation of a GenBank genome assembly.
AGAGAGGAAGAGCAUUUGACUUCGUUUUGGGAGAGAGGAAGAGACGAAAUGAAAAGAAAAAACAGAAAAUGAAAAGAAAAAAAAUAUAAAUUAAAAAGGGGAAUGAGAGGAGAAGGGAAGGGAGCAGAGCAGCAGAAGAAGAAAGAAUUUGAUCGGAUUGAAUCAAAUUUUGACGUCCGCAAGGACACCAUACACACACUUUCUCUCUCCCCUCUCCCUUUCUCUCUCUAGACACUACAUCUCUUUCUCUCUCUAGACACAGCGAAGAAAACAGGGCGAAACACAACGCAGGAAAAAAAUAUACUCAGUGAUAGAGAGAGAAACCCAGAUUUUUUUUCCGCCGGCUGAGAGCAGAAACUAUAGGAGAAGCAAACCCUAGUGGAUUGUGGAGAGAGCAACAGAAAGUUUGGAGCUUUGCUCCCAUAAUCGUGAAAACCAGUGUAUUGAUAAGGGGAAAAUUUUGGGAAGAUUUUUGGUUGAGAGAGAUAUAUACUGAUUAAACGGAGGAGCUUUUGCGGCUUUUGAGUCUCUUUGUGGUAAGUUUCUGUGUGCACAUCUUUCUCUCGAGAGCUCUGCAUGCUGAGAGCAGCUCAGUUACCAGCUGGCUUCCAGAAGAUAGAGCUGCUGCUCUAGAAUGUACAGAAGUAAAGGUUGUCCCUUGCUUCAUGCCAACUUUGUGUUUGGUGAAACGCAGCUCUAUAUGCUUAGGCUGCAUAAAACAUACUCGUCUUUGUUGAUACAACACUACAAUAAGGACUCACUAUUCUCCAGCCUUGGAUGUGGAGUUGAAAUGAUAUCUAAGUCCACCUCUAUGUUUGACUUAAGUCACUUUGUUAUGUGAGUUUAGGUUUAAAAAUUCAAUUCAUGUUGUUUUAGGUUAGUUAUCUACUUCCGAAAUAGAAAGUUUUGCCUAGAUUGUAAUUCUUGAUAAUAUGGUUCCGUCGGGGCAACCUACUCCGAUCGGUGGGUCCCAAUCUGUUUCUCCUCAACUUCUGAGAUCGAAUUCGGGAAUGCUUGGAGCUCAAGGAGGCGCUUUGUCCUCACAAUCUGCAUUCCCUUCUUUGGUCUCUCCACGUAGUCAGUUUAAUAACAUGAAUAUGCUUGGAGGAGUGCCCAAUAUGUCGUCUUUACUCAAUCAGUCAUUUGGUAAUGGUGGUCAAAACCCGGGUCUUUCUGCUCCUGGAAGCAGUCAGCAUAGAGGUAUCGACACUGGUGCUGAGUCAGACCCACUUUCGGCUAAUGGAAUGGGGUUCAGUUCUCCUUCAUCAUCUUUCGUUCCGUCGUCAAAUAUGGUCAAUGCUGGUCCAUCAGGUCAAGUUCAGGGUCAGCAGUUUUUAAACCCACCUUCUGGUAAUAACCAGUUAUUGCCAGAUCAACAGCAGGCAUCUCAGCAGCUCGAUGCUCAGUCGUUUCAGCACAGUCAGCAGCCGAUGCAGCAGUUUUCUGCCUCUCACAAUACUCAGCAGCAGCACCAGUUUCAGACAAUGAGAGGAGGAAUGGGUGCUGUCAAGAUGGAACCACAAGUGACACAUGAUCAACAUGGAACACAACAGCAACAGCAGCAGCAGCAGUUGCAGCCACUUCGGAAUCUAGGUUCUGUCAAACUGGAACCUCAACAAAUGCAGACAAUGAGAACGUUGGCACCAUUGAAGUUAGAACAACAGCACUCAGACCAAUCAUUGUUCCUGCAUCAGCAGCAGCAACAGCAGCAGCAGCAGCAGCAACAACAACAGCAGCAGCAGCAGCAGCAGCAUCAGCAGCAGUUUCUUCACAUGUCCAGGCAGUCUUCUCAGGCUGCUGCACAACUCAACCUCUUGCAUCAGCAAAGACUGCUGCAGCUCCAGCAUCAACAGCAGCAACAACUCAUGAAAGCAAUGCCUCAGCAGCAACGGUCGCAAUUACCACAACAGUUUCAGCCACAGAGUUUGCCUCUACGAUCUCCGGCAAAACCUGUGUAUGAACCUGGAAUGUGUGCCCGACGUUUAACACGUUACAUGUAUCAACAACAACAUAGACCUGAAGACAACAACAUAGAAUUCUGGAGAAAGUUCGUAGCGGAGUACUUUGCUCCCAAUGCAAGGAAGAAAUGGUGUGUUUCUAUGUAUGGAAGUGGUAGACAGGCACCUGGCGUUUUCCCCCAGGAUGUAUGGCAUUGUGAGAUCUGUAAUCGGAAACCGGGUCGUGGCUUUGAGGCCACUGUUGAGGUUCUUCCCCGGCUUUUCAAAAUAAAAUAUGAAAGCGGCACUUUGGAAGAACUACUUUAUGUUGAUAUGCCACACGAGUAUCCUAACUCAUCGGGUCAAAUUGUCUUGGAUUAUGCAAAAGCAAUACAAGAAAGCGUGUUUGAGCAACUUCGUGUUGUUCGUGAUGGUCAACUGCGAAUUGUCUUCUCACCUGAAUUAAAGAUAUGUUCUUGGGAGUUUUGCGCUCGGCGUCAUGAAGAACUUAUUCCUAGAAGAUUGCUUGUACCCCAGGUCAGUCAACUUGGUACAGCAGCGCAAAAAUAUCAAGCUGCCACUCAAAAUACAUCAUCCAAUUUGUCUGUUCAGGAGUUGCAGAAUAAUUGUAACAUGUUUGUCUCAUCGGCUCGCCAGCUUGCAAAAGCCUUGGAAGUGCCUUUGGUGAAUGAUUUGGGGUAUACGAAGAGAUAUGUUCGCUGUCUUCAGAUAUCAGAGGUGGUUAACAGCAUGAAAGAUUUGAUUGAUUACAGCCGAGAAACAGGGACUGGACCUAUGGGUAAUGUUGAUUGGUUUCCCCUUUCCCUACUUUAUGAUUUGGCUUCAUUUGUUUUAAUCAAGAGCCACAAGUUGGUGCCUCUUGAUCAAACGACCAUCUUCUCCAUCUAUUUUAUUCUUUUGUUUACAGAGAGUCUGGCCAAGUUUCCUCGAAGAACAAAUGCUUCAUCUGGGUUCAACGGUCAAGGUCAACCAUCAGAGGACCAGCAGCAACAACAGCAAACUCCACCAGCACCACCGUCGCAUCAGCAGCAGGCAGUUCCCCAAAACUCAAACAGUGACCCGAGCUCUGUCCAAGCAGGGGCAAUGCAAAUUGCUUCUAGCAAUGGUAUGCAGCCCGUAAAUAAUGCCCUCAAUCCCUCACCGGCAACAACCACCUCAGCAAGCACCAUCGUCGGACUUCUCCACCAGAACUCCAUGAACUCAAGACAACAACCACAAAGCUCCAUCAAUAAUAAUGCAAGCAGCCCAUACAACUCAGCUCAGGCCCCUUCUCCAGGUUCGUCCACCACAGUGCCAGCUCAGCAGCCACCUAAUCCUUCUCCUUUCCAGUCGCCCACUCCUUCGUCAUCCAGCGCUCCACAACUUGGACAUAGUGCUCCAGCAAACAAUAUUCCACAGCAGCAACAGCAGCCGGCUCAUUCUAGCGACGGCGACCAUGGGGAUUCCCAGAGUUCUGUCCAGAAGAUCAUUCACGAUAUUAUGAUGAAUAAUCAAAUGAACGAUGUGAAGAAUGUCAACCCCACCACCAAUGGCAUUCUGCAGGCAAACAACAACAACAACGGCGGUGGCAUGAUCAACGGCAUGCAUAACAUGGGUGGUGGUGGAUUUGGGUCGAUGGGUGGUGGGGGUGGAGUUGGAGGCCAGCCUGUUGCCAUGGCGAAUGGGAUGAGAGCUGCUGCGAUGGUGGGUGGCGGUGGUAGUAACAAUAACAGCUCGUUGAUGAUGAAUGGAAGGAUGGCGAUGGCAUCGAUGGUGAGAGAGCAAGCGAUGAACCACCACCACCACCACCACAAUCAUCAUCAACAACAACAGCAGGAUUUGGGGAACCAGUUGCUUAGUGGGUUAGGAGCGGUUAAUGGGUUCAAUAAUCUGCAGUUUGAUUGGAAACCGUCUCCUUGAAAAUACACCACAAACUGUUUGUAUUUCUUGCAAGUGAUGAUGGUGUUGUGACGCAGAGCGCGGCUGUCUGUGUUGAUUGUAUGAUCUGCUGCUGCUUGUGCUGGCACAGUGCAGAGAGCACGGGUGUUGGGCGAAAAUUUGAUGGGUCCCCUGAGACGAGAGAGCGAGAGAGCAACUAAGGCUGGGAAUACUACGUGGGAUGAAAAGGGUGGGGUGGGAUUUUUCUUCUAAAGUUUUUCUCUUUACCCCCGGGGGAGUUCACUCACUGUGUACUAAUUUCCAGAGAAAAGAGUGAAGCAUAUAGCAUAGGUUUUUUCCGCCAAUCAUCAAUGAAAUGUUUAAUCCUCUUGUAUUCGGUUUGAUGUCCGUUUCAUCAUUCUUCUUUGUGACCGGGAGCGCAUAUGGUGGCGACUAGCACUGCAAAUGAGCUAACUUGUUCACGAGUGUGUCAAAGUUCAAUUCUGGAAAAGCUUGAUACUCAAUUAGUUUACUAACAAGUCA